This is a messenger RNA of Aspergillus japonicus CBS 114.51, 1023 nucleotides long. RefSeq lists its product as uncharacterized. The transcript has 2 exons. The record is from RefSeq and is a predicted model, not a curated record. Bases 1 to 1023 code for a protein of 340 amino acids. NCBI's taxonomy places the organism in Eukaryota, Fungi, Ascomycota, Eurotiomycetes, Eurotiales, Aspergillaceae.
AUGAGCCCACGCACGCUAGAUAGUACGCUAAAUAAACGUUACACUACGCAUUACCACGACACAGAAAGGGAGACGGAAGAGCCCGUCUUUGUGUCUUUGCGUCUUCGCGUCUUCGACAUCUCCAAGGAACUCCACUCCCCUGACUGCCCGUCGUACAAAUCAAGCCAGCCGGAGCAGCCAAACCUGGCGGAGGCGGAGGAAACGGAGAAUGAAGAGGACUACCCCAUCGUGCGGCUUCCAUACAACGAGGACACCGUCGUCGCCCUUGUCAGCGAUAUCUACCGCAUCUACGUCCAACUCGGCUACAUGAACAACCGCGCUGAUGGUAUGGAGGAACUUGUCUGGCCCCCACCCGAAGGCCAUUCCAUCAAUGCAGCCCUCUGUGAGGAGCUCAACCUUAGUCCUAGGGCGAUCUCUUUGAUGCGACGACUUCCCUAUCCUGUCUCCAUCGGCAUCGCGGCCAAUACCCCCUUUCUGCCGCGGUCCACAGCAUUCACGUACAUUGAAGACCGUCAAAUCCGAGACGGUCGCGAGCCCGGUCGCCGGAUCUUUGACGAGCUGCGAAAAGACUUCCUUCUCCCGCACGAGAUCGCUCUCGCUGGCGCGGAUGAUGAAGGGAUUCACAUAUCCUUGAUACAGAAGAAAGUAUGUGUCAUGCUGAGCUUCCUCGGCGCUAUGCUUUCCUUUGGAUCCCGCAUCCAGGAGCAAAAGUACCUGCUCACAAUUUUAGAUACAAUCCGAGCACCGGAUUGGGAAGAACUAGAACUAGAAGAUGAGGACGGCAAUUUUAUCUUCCGAAGCCUCCCUUCCCAUCAUGCACUGACAUUUCUGGUGGAGUAUGUGAACAAGCUCAGAUCCCUGGAGAUUAUCCCUGGGGGUCAAGAGGGCCGUGGCCGCUUCUAUGAUGUCCAUUAUGGGAAAUUGGAGCAGUACGGCUGGCCGUAUGAUUUCCGAGAGACAGAAUGGAAGGCCGCGGCCAGGGACACUCUGCAGCGCCUGGAACGGUUAUACCCAUUCUACUAG